UAACAAACAAGUUGAACCUGUAAUUUUGUGGUCAAAAUAAUGUGUGUUCGCGUUUAACUUUCUCGAUACAAUCAGAUUUUUGGUGAUUCUUUUUUGUCUACCGGAUUAAUUUUCUGAGGCUCAAUAAGGCUAGUACUCAGAACAAUAGAGCCAGUAUAAAAACCAUUAUUGUCAGUGUCAAUGUGAUAAAAUGUCAAUUGUCAAUGUCAACAUAAUUGUUAAAGUUUAAGAUCUGUGGUAAGCAUUAUUUAGUUAAUUUUGCCGAAAAAUAUGCAUUAAAUAUUAUUUUUGUUGUUAAAUUAGUUAUUUAAAUUCAAAUAUUACUAAGUGAAAGACUGAAGCAAACUUUUGCGACAAAAUGUCUAAGUGGCAAUCAGAGAGGAGCAUCCACGAAAUGUUGAAAGACACGCCGCCGCUUCGCGAGUCCAGUGACUCGAUCACUUCGGGCACUGAAGCGAAGUUCCCGACUUCGCGGUCGAUGCCUUUUCCCCCGGCAUAUGCACCUCCAGAUGUGUCACAGAAUGGUGCGCAGGGCACGUCCACACUACUGCGGGCCGGCUCCACCAAGCUGGAGUCCAUCAAGAACUGGAGUGUCUCCACCUACAAGUGCACCAAACAACUGCUGUACGAGAAACUGGGCAAGAGCUCCCGCACUGUGGACACAGAGCUGGAGGCGCAGAUCGAGAUGCUGCGCGAGACGCAGCGCAAGUACAUGGGCGUGCUGCGGCUGAGCUCGGCGCUCACGGCGCAGCUGGCGGCGGCGGCGGGCACGCAGCGCGCGCUGGGCGAGGCGUUCGCGGAGCUGGCGCAGAAGUCGCCCGAGCUGCAGGCGCAGUUCCUGCACAACGCCGACACGCAGCGCUCGCUCACGCGCCACGCCGACGCGCUGCUGGCCGCGCUGCACUUCUUCAACAGCGCGCUGGCCACGCUCACGGGCCGCGCCAUGGAGGACACGCUGCUCACCGUGCGCCAGUACGAGGCGGCGCGCGUGGAGUACGACGCCUACCGCAGCGAGCUGGAGGCCAGCGGCGGCAACCCGCCCGAGCUGCUGCUGGCCGACAUCGAGCGCCACCGGCGGCACUACGAGCGCCUGCGCGACGACUCCGCCGUCAAGCUGCAGCUGCUGCACGAAAACCGGGUGAAGGUGAUGAACAAGCAGCUGCUGCUGUUCCACAACGCGGUGUCGGCGUACUUCAGCGGGAACAGCGUGGCGCUGGAGGCCGCCGUGCGCCACUUCAGCGUGCCGGGCCUGCCGCAGCACCCCGCGCCGCCGCAGCACCCGCCGCCGCUGCAGCACCCGCCGCCGCCCCCGCCGCGCUCCGCGUAGGACUCCGCCCCGAGGGCCCCGUCUGACGCAGGUCGGCCGACCACGUCGGACGCCGGCCCUCCGAGCCCGCUGUUGCCGACGUGAGCAUUCAACUACGGCAUGUGUUCGAUAUGAUCGGACGUACAUCCGUUUUAAACUUGUAUAUCGGAAGCUUAGUGCUUAGUGCAGACAUAAAUAGUUCUAGUGUUCCGUGUUCUGCAUUCUUUAUAAUGUUUGUAACUUAGCAGGCUAUCUUCAUAACGCUACAAUCGCGCAAAAUGCAGAACUCAGAACGCUUUCUGUAUGUGCGGUUUUUUUUUCUUAGAGAAAAAUUAAUACAUAACAAAUAGUGAGACAAUUUUUUGUCAAGUUCCAGUAUAUUUUGUUGUGUGAGAGUGCAAAUGUUGCUGAAAUAAAAGUAAAAAGUAAAAAAAUAAAUUAGCUUCUGUGUGGAGUGGAUAGGUUAUGUGACAUGGGUAAGCACACUAAUAUUAAAUGAUACAUCAAAAGAUAAUCUUAACUUUGAUAAUAUUGAAACUAUGCUGUGGGUAGGCAGGCAUAUGCACCCUUGCAGAUUGUCAUUGCAUUGUGAAAUAUGGAAGCUUAAUUAAUUAAUUUAUUUUAGCAAAAAUUUAAUUAUGACAGCAACAAGUGCAAGUCAUAAAGUGUCAUAAAGUGCAGUCGCAAAGUUUAGCAGCGGGCAAAGAAUUACAUAAAUAUAUUAUGUAUAUGAGUGUAUUGUGGUUCCAUGUAUUAUAGGUAUUAUAUUGUAGAGGACAAACUCAGAUUAACAUUGUAGUGUUUACAUGAUUAUGUUUUUAAUAAUAAAUAAACAAAUAGUAAUAAAUUAAAGAUUUUGAUGCACUUCAUUUAAUAAUAUAGAAAAUUCAUUCGUAAAAAUCGUUCUUUAUUAUUUAAUUUUAAAAAAUCCAAUUCACUAUUUUAAUGUAUUUAAAAUAGCACAUAUUUAUAAAUUAUUUACUGAUGUAACACAUAACUUGUAUAUUGCAAUUCAGUAUUUAGCCAAAUAAAAAUAAUAUUGGGACUUCAAUGAAAUCACCUCUUCUAGUCAUAUAUCUGUAGUAAUUAGAAUAAUAUAAUCAAAAAGUGACUUUAUAUUUAACUAUUUAGAAAUAAAUCAUCAAUUAGGCUCAAGAAAUUUCAUAAAUAAUGCUAACUUCAGAACUUUUAUUACCAUUAUUUUUUUUUUCUUUUAUUUUCUGUGAGAGGUGCUUGUCACUUGACAACAAAUAAAGAUAUAAUCUGAGAUAAUAGCUUAUUAAGCUAAAGCUUUUAAAAUAUGACAAAACAAAUGUAUUUGAUGGUUUGGUAUUGGACAUUUUUCUCCAAGCAUCUUAUAAAUAAGUAGCUAAAGAUUCUGUUAGUCGCCGUUAGGUUGAACCUUAUUGGUUGGUUGCGUAACAGUACUAGCCAAUCUGGUGAAGUUGUCAAGUUAACAAGUCAAAGUGAAACUGAUUGUAUAUUAUAUACUCAGAGGCACAAUUAUCCGCCCUCUUUAAAAUGACGCGAGUAUAUUAAAGUGGGCGGAUAAUUGUGCCUCUGAGUAUAUAUUUGUUUAGUUUUUCCUAAUACACUAUACUAUUUGACAAGGACUGUACAUUGUAAAAAUAAAUUUGACUGCUUUUAUCUUUUUAAGACCAAAAUAUAGUAUAAUGUUAUAUUUGUAAUGUAAUGGUACAUAGUUUCGUAUCAUAUUAGUGAUUUUCAUUCCAGUAAUCGUGAAUUAAUACUUAUAUGUUAGGAAAUAAUAAUUGCUUUAUUCAUAAGUUUCUGUUGAUGUAAAUCUGACAGGCCCCGCCUUAAUCUUCCCUGUGAACAAGUUUAUGUUUAUGGACCCUCUACCAAUGCCUGUUGGGCUUGCAAUGAGUAAAAUGUGUGAGAGAUGUUUUUAAUCAUAGAUUUAGAAGUUCAGAACUAUGUUUUUAUCAGGAAUUAGCGGACGACCGAGACUUCGUCCACGUGAAAUUUAGUUUUUCGUGAAUCCCGUGGGUACCAUGGAUUUCUCCGCGAAAAGCAGCCUAUGUGUUGAUCUAUAACCUCUUCUAUCUUACAGUGAAAGUUCCAUUUAAAUUCGUUCAGCCGUUCCAAAGAUUAGCUUGGAAAUACAGAAACACAAAGACAAAAAUUUUAAAAUGCUUGUUCAUGUAUUGUGUAAAUAGCUAUAAGCAUUUGAUAAAACAGUUGUAUAGAAAUCACAGACAGUCACUUAAAUUUUUUUUAUUUAUAUGUAUUGUUAGGAAUAUCCCAUCUGUGUGAUGAUGUAGUCUAAGUUUGCAUUGCAUUAUUUUGUAAGUAUAGUGAAAUUAGUGGCUCUAUGAUUUAUCAGAUAACAGUGUUUGUUUAUAAUAUUUAGGUUAAGAUUUAGCAGAUGUCUGUCAGUAUGUUCUAGGUCUAAGUAAUGACAAUAUUUCUUACUAAUAGCUUGGAUAUAAUAAAAAAAAAUAUUUGAAAACUCUUAACUAGUCAAAAUGCAUUUUAUUUAUUUAUUACAAUGAAAUACUAUAAAGUAUUUAUUACUUGUACUGUCUACUUUUUCUGUGAAUAUUUAUCAUCAGGAGUACAUACUUAAUAUUGUGUAAUGUAUAAUGUUUUUUUAUUAUAUUAAAAAUAAUAAAAAUGUAUUAAAUGAUCCUUAACAUUCGUGAUACAAGUUUGUAAAGUCGUUUGUUGAUUAAAUGGUAGAUUAUAGCCAUAAUGAUGAAAUACAAUACAUACAUAUUUGUAAACAGAAUAUGAAUGUGUCAUCAAUAGGCUAGUUGACACUUUUUUAUAUAUGGUCUUACAGCGGAAUUCAUAAACGUUGUAGGGGCACCCCAGGAGAUCAUUCACCUGCUAAGUGUCAAAUUCUCAAAUAAAUAGAGGUUAAAUUUGACACUCAGCGACUGAAUGAUCUCCUGGGGGUGCCCCUACAAUGUCUAUGAAUUCUACUGUUGAAUAGUUCAUUAUCUUUCUACUAGACUAAAAUUUUUUUUCAUAUUUUUUUGAGUCUAUUACAUAAAAUUUUUUAUUUUUAAAUAUGUUUUUGACAAUAUGAGCAAAAAUGCCUGUCUACUAUGACAGUUUCAACUGUUUCAUGAUGUCACUAAAAUAAAUCAACAAAAGAAGCGUUUGACAAAAAUAUUAUAUAACAAAUUAGUUUGACGUUUAGUACAUCAAGUGUGUUAGUGACGUCACAAAAUGGAUGACAGCGUUUUUGACAUUUAGAAAUGUUUAAUAAAUAUGUGAAAUCAAGUUUCCUAAGAAAUCCUUAACUUUUAUUAAUUAUUGAUAUAAUAUAUUUCGGACCCUUAUUAAACAAAACUAAUAUCAAAUUUAAUUUGAUAUGAAACAACUACCCUGUUAUAAUUUAGAGAGUUAAACAUUUUAAUUAUAUCAGUGCACAGUGUCAUUCUGAAAUUCAAGUAUAUUGUAGAUAAAAUAGUAGUUUGAAGAUGUAAAAGAAGUGUUGUUAUUGGCAGUCUUUACAAGCAGAUUGUGCAGUAAUGUUUAUUUUGAGUUUGCUUAACUUUGUUUUGCCACCAGUAUUGAUCUUUUUACUAUAAAGAUGUAAUUGUAAGGAAAAUAAUAUGUGUUGUAAAAUGAUAUUUAUAAAAUGUAAAAUAAAGUAUUAUAACAGA
Messenger RNA from Bicyclus anynana (squinting bush brown), 4944 nucleotides. RefSeq names its product arfaptin-2 (gene Arfip). Gene Ontology annotation, molecular function: phospholipid binding; protein domain specific binding. Gene Ontology annotation, biological process: intracellular protein transport; regulation of Arp2/3 complex-mediated actin nucleation. The transcript has 5 exons. Bases 359 to 1327 code for a protein of 322 amino acids. Lineage: Eukaryota; Metazoa; Arthropoda; Insecta; Lepidoptera; Nymphalidae. The record is from RefSeq and is a predicted model, not a curated record. Gene Ontology annotation, cellular component: trans-Golgi network membrane.